GAUGGCGUGGAGGGGCGGCCGUGACCGCGGCGUGGCUCGGGCUCCGACCGGCCCUGCCCCUACCGAGCCCUGACGGGCGGGAGCGCGGCCGGAGAUCGGGCAGGAUAGAUAAAUUAUACACUUCCAGUUUCCAUGCAUUUCACUGACCUUGGUUGUGAAGGCUUGUCAUAUGAUACAGAUAAACAUAUCUUGGACAAAUCUUGAAGGUUAUUUGACUUCAUUUUGAAUUGCAAUAACUGYUGUCACACAGCACAUGUGUAAAUAUGCAGUCUGCUAAUAUGCUUCUGAGAAAAAUUGUAAGAAGUUCUGUCCUGCCAUUUGCUGCACAACAUGGGAUGAAAAAGGAUUUGUUUCCACUUAGUAGAACUCUGAGUUUAUCACUCUGUCUGAAGCAGGACAAGUCAUGUGAACCCUCAGAAAAACUAGAUUUAGAUGCGUGGAAGAAGGUAAUGAAAUCUGGGUUUCAAGAAGAGGUCAGUGAGAYGGUCUCAGAGCCUAAGGAGCCUUCCAGUUUGGCUGCUGCAAGUGAGAUGUUGGAGAUGUGGAGGCUAUCUGGCAGAUUAGUUCCAGAAAAUAUCACUGAAGAACAGCUAAAAACUUUUAUGGAGUGUCCUUCUAAGUCAGCCAAAAAGAAGUAUUUAAAAUUUUUGCAUCUCAAAGAACUYUACAAGAAAAGAAAGAUGGAUAAGAAAAUGGAAAGGAGACUGGAAGCACAAGAUCAAGAUUCAAAAACAGAUGAGACCAAAAGGAAUUCAAUCAUAUAUGUGCAAACCAGUACUAUGGAUAAAGCAUACAACUGGAGGGCUGCUCAGUCCAUGAUCUUUGGCCAGCCUCUAGUAUUUGACAUGUCUUAUGAAAAAGAAAUGUCUGACCGAGAAGUYGCAAAUACAGUGAGACAGAUAGUACUGAGUGAAAGCUGCAAUCGGAGAUCUGCAGAUCCCUUCCACAUCCACUUCUGUAACUUCAAAGAAGAUAGCCUCUAUCACAGGGAAUUCAUCAAGCAGUACAGAGAGGGAUGGGGCAAACUGCUUAUCACAGCGACAGACCAGUGCUACACAGAAAUCUUUCCAAAAGAUAAACUCAUCUAUCUGACAGCCGAUUCUCCCAAAGUAAUGAAGACAUUUGAUCACAAUAAGAUCUAUAUUGUUGGGUCAAUGGUUGACAAGAGCAUAAAAACAGGAGUCUCUUUAGCACGGGCAAAACGGUUACRGUUGGAGACGGCAGCUCUUCCACUGGACAAGUAUUUGCUUUGGAGUAGUGGUGCCAAAAAUCUCACACUGGAUCAAAUGAUGCAUAUUUUGUUAACCUUGAAAGAUACUGCUGACUGGAACAAGGCUCUGGAAUUUGUUCCAAAAAGGAAAUACAGUGGCUUUGUAAAAAAACCUGUAAACAAACCUGUAAACAAACCUGUAAACAAACCUGUAAACAAACCUGUAAAGGAACUGAAAAAAACCUUAGACCUGAUCAACGCACUUAAACUUAGAAAGAGACCGGAAGAAGUACAAAAGCAAUUUGCCACAAACUACCCCAAGAAGUAUAAACUAAAGCAGAAGUAGAGUGAUGGGGAGAAUUUUUUACACACAAACUGCCCUUUAAUACUCAGGCUUCUCAGUACAUCUGGAACUCUGUUCAGCUCUUAAUCUUAAAACAUGUUCUAUUGCUUACAUUUGAAAUGACCAUUGUUAAGAAGAGUUUGGCUUUUUUAAUUACUUUAGUAGUCCAGCUGUUUAAAUUUAUUCAGUCAUUAAUGAAAUUAUGUAGGAGAAAUGAGAUAAUCAGUUAAAAAAAAAUCCCCAAACUCUACACAAACAAUACCAGUCUGUUCAAUUGAAGUAUCCUGGGACAAGGAUGAUUGUUACUGAAUGCAAAGGUUGUUCUUCAGAACUCAUUGCUUUGGAGAUUGUAUACCUCAAGUUUUAUUCUAAAAGAUCACUAAAAUGAAGUAAAGAGACCUCCCCUAUUAAUUCCUGAAUCUUCUUAUGCAGAUGAAUUGACCUUUGAUAGCUGAACUAAAAACAAAUGGUUAAAACCUUGCAUGAGUUUGGGGAGCGCAUAAUUUAUUUCCGGGUGUUUUGUCUGGCAAAAUCAAGUCCCUGUUUGGAAGAAAUAAGGCAAAUUUGACUGUGCCAAAAAAAAAAACCUUUCACACUUUCAUGUAAGACUUAUCCCAGGAUGCCUGUGUUUUCAGGCCAUAUAAUGGGGAUUUUCCAAAGUGCUGAAACUUCUGAGAUUGUAAACAGUCCUAUUAAUAAAUACUUCGAGGAACAGAGAGCAUUUUAAUAUUUCUCACAGCUCAGAAUAUAUUGAUGUCUCUGAAAGUCUGUGUUCAGGCUGCAGAGCUCUGAUGGGCAUCUUGUUAAACAGAGUUU
Malurus melanocephalus (red-backed fairy wren) is the source of this 2369-nucleotide messenger RNA. RefSeq names its product tRNA methyltransferase 10C, mitochondrial RNase P subunit (gene TRMT10C). Gene Ontology annotation, molecular function: tRNA binding. The transcript is spliced from 3 exons. Lineage: Eukaryota; Metazoa; Chordata; Aves; Passeriformes; Maluridae. Gene Ontology annotation, biological process: positive regulation of mitochondrial translation; mitochondrial tRNA 5'-end processing. Gene Ontology annotation, cellular component: mitochondrion; nucleus; nucleoplasm. The coding region runs from base 264 to 1556 and encodes 430 amino acids. The record is from RefSeq and is a predicted model, not a curated record.